Molecule: messenger RNA, 1160 nt
Organism: Dissoconium aciculare CBS 342.82
Lineage: Eukaryota; Fungi; Ascomycota; Dothideomycetes; Mycosphaerellales; Dissoconiaceae
Exons: 2
Coding region: 93-998 (301 amino acids)
Source: RefSeq, a predicted model, not a curated record
UCUUUGCACCAUCGACCUUAAUGUCCAUGGCCCACGCGCGCGGAAACCCCCUUCGACUCAUUAUUUCUUUGAUUUGUUGAGAAGCGAUUGUAAUGAUGGCGUUGCGAUUUUCUGUUUUCGGGGUUCUCUUACUCGCACUCUACACAAGCAUUGCGACAUGCGCUGCGCAGGAGCCAUUGAUCGCGCAACCUGGCUACAAGGUUGGGCAGCCCAUUGCGGUCAGCUGCCUCAACCGGACCAUUGAUACGGGCGAGCACAUCACGGACGAAGCGGGAAACCUCGUCUAUAUCCCAUUUCCAACCUGUAACGAGACCGGACGACCUCUGGAACUUAUCUUCGGCGUGGAGAAAGAUAUCAAUUGUACCAUCGACUUUAUAUCCGACCCUUUCUAUCACCUGCUUGAAUUCUAUGUUCACAACGACGCGCCGUUGACUUGCCGUAUACCAACGAAGCCAUUGCCGCCGUCGGCGCUGAAAGAGGAGUAUGCGCAAGGCACAACGGACAUGGUAGAGGGACAAGGGAGUCUGAGUCAGAUCUAUACGCCCAUGAUCGUUGCUCUGACAGGCACUUUACAACAAAGUCAUCUGCAUGUGAGCACGAGUCUGAACGUGUUGAUCCACGCUGCGCCCAGAUCCAUUGCGCCUGGGACGAUUGCGGCUGCGACUGCAUACUCCAUCUCUAGGGAACCUCCCGCUCGGAUCAUAAUUGGCGACCGGCUACCCCUGCGCUUCAGUGUCCGCUGGUAUCCCAACACUAGCCUGCCCUCUGGCUGGACCGGAGUGGGAGGACAUCUCACGUUCAGUACGCUGGUCUACUGCAUCAUAUCCGCCCUUGCAUCAGCAGCCAUCUGCGUGGCUUAUUUCCGCGGUGUCGAGUUGCCCAGGAGGUUAAAGAGCCACGGACGAGAUCGACUGGGCAGCACCGAAAGGGGCGGGCUCGGCGGCUAUGGCAUCCCGAACAGUUACGGGUACGGAACUAGUAUUGGGAAGCGGGAUUGAUUGCGUGAAUCGGAGUUUGUACGGACGAGUGUCCCUUCCGCAAUACGUUGGGCAGAGACGAUGUAUGAUCUUGUACCAAUACCUUCGCCAGGCGGCUUGCCAUCGAACUAAUUCAAAUCCACAUGACACUGGGAAUCUAUGAGCGAAGGCGCACGCGACUGU